Molecule: messenger RNA, 195 nt
Organism: Clonostachys rhizophaga
Lineage: Eukaryota; Fungi; Ascomycota; Sordariomycetes; Hypocreales; Bionectriaceae
Source: the annotation of a GenBank genome assembly
AUGAACAGCAACGACAACCGAUCUGCUUCCAAGGCUGCCGACGCCGCCGAGACUGGCUCCAUCUCCACCAUGAGCUCAGCUGCAUCAUACGUGAAGAGCGGGCAAGAGAACAAGAGCUCAACCCGCAACGGCACCAAAUUUUCAGUCCAAGACAUCAAGGACAAGGCUCUCAAGUCACAGAUCAAGUUCGCUUAA